This is a messenger RNA of Trichomycterus rosablanca, 558 nucleotides long. Its product is annotated as zinc finger protein 32-like. Gene Ontology annotation, biological process: regulation of transcription by RNA polymerase II. Gene Ontology annotation, cellular component: nucleus. The record is from RefSeq and is a predicted model, not a curated record. The annotation marks the transcript as partial. NCBI's taxonomy places the organism in Eukaryota, Metazoa, Chordata, Actinopteri, Siluriformes, Trichomycteridae. Gene Ontology annotation, molecular function: DNA-binding transcription factor activity, RNA polymerase II-specific. The transcript has a single exon.
UAUCAGUGCUCACAGUGUGGAAAGAGUUUUAUUACACAGGGUAAUCUCAAAAUACACCAGCGCAUUCACACUGAAGUGAAGCCGUAUCAGUGCUCACAGUGUGGGAAGAGUUUUAAUCAACAGGGUAAUCUCAAAAUACACCAGCGCAUUCACACUGAAGUGAAGCCGUAUCAGUGCUCACAGUGUGGGAAAAGUUUUAAUCAACAGGGUAAUCUCAAAAUACACCAGCACAUUCACACUGGAGUGAAACCGUAUCAGUGCUUACAGUGUGGGAAGAGUUUUAAUCAACAGGGUAAUCUCAAAAAACACCAGCGCAUUCACACUGGACAGAAACCGUAUCAGUGCUCACAGUGUGGGAAGAGUUUUACUACACAGAGUGCUCUCAAGAUACACCAGCGCAUUCACACUGGAGUGAAACCGUAUCAGUGCUCACAGUGUGGGAAGAGUUUUAAUACCCAGAGUGAUCUAAUAAAACACCAGCGCAUUCACACUGGAGAGAAACCGUAUCAGUGCUCACAGUGUGGGAAGAGUUUUAUUAAACAGAGUAAUCUCAAAAUA